Messenger RNA from Diplodia corticola, 1431 nucleotides. RefSeq lists its product as uncharacterized. The coding region runs from base 1 to 1431 and encodes 476 amino acids. Lineage: Eukaryota; Fungi; Ascomycota; Dothideomycetes; Botryosphaeriales; Botryosphaeriaceae. The record is from RefSeq and is a predicted model, not a curated record. Gene Ontology annotation, cellular component: cytoplasm; nucleus. The transcript is spliced from 7 exons.
AUGACCGACUCGCCCGCGGUGCGUGCCCCGCUGGAUCCCCAGGAACAGCCGAUCCUGGACCAGCUGCUGAGCAUCCGCACCCAGCUCGAGCUGCUGCGUGCCGACAAGUCCACCUACGUCAAAUCCGAGGAUGUGAUCCGCCUGUAUGGCAGCAUUAUCGAGCAGGUCGAACGCGUCAACCAACUCCGCACCCGUAAACGCCUCGAACAGAAUAGAGUCGACACGGUACUGGACGACUGUUUCCAACUGAUAUCCUUGGCCUACAUGGCCAUUGGUAAGAACCAUGAAGCCCCGGCUACCUAUUCCGCCGUCUCGACCAUGAAGCGCCUGCUUGACCACCUCUACGAAGCUGCUUUUUUCUCUCCAAAGGAUCUUGACUCAAUCGAGCACCGGUUGCACGAGUACCGCACUUCCGUAGAAAGGGGCAAGGAGACGUACAGUCCGCAUCUCAUCACCCUCCUCGAAGCACGCAUGGAUGUGUGCCAAGGGCUCCUUGGAAAGCUGCAACACUCACUCGAGAAGCUGAGCUCUGAUCUGAGGCCAACCUACGAGAAGCUAGUAUCAUUAUUGCGAUCUCUUUCGGCAUGCAACACCCGGUCCAAGUACCCCGCAGCUGAAGUCAAACAGCUCCAUGAGCAAUUGAAAGAAAUUGCGGAGCAGUUUCAAGACGAAAAUCAGCUUGACGCACGCCAUUCUGAGCAGGAACGGUAUGCACAAGUCAUCGAACAUAUGCAGAUCAGGCCAAUGGAGUCAGCGCCAGAGGGAGAUGAACUGGUAAAAGACCUCCUCACUAGGUGCAUGCUCUGGCACGAUAUCAUAGAGCAAAGGCAAGGCAAGAUCGACGAGAAGUUUGCAGACGUGUAUAAGAAACUUCUCACCAUUCGGACUCAGCUCGAGAAAUUGCAGCUUACCCAAGCAUGGUCUUUGCGAGAAACCGACCUUUACAGCUUUCAACGUCAGCUAGACAGGAUCGAUGAAAGUCGGGUGGAAGGUAACUUCCUAGACGCACUGGGUCGACCUGCCGACCUUCACACCCAAAGAACGCUGCUAUAUCUCCUUCGGAAAAGCUAUGCGCUGAUCUACACGCUGAUCAUCUCCUCUGAACCUGUCUCAGAGGCUCUCCUGCCGAUCUACAACCAGCUCAACACGUUGAAGAAAUGUCUGGAGGAAGUCAGGAGAUCUGGCGGCGUAUCUUCCCCUCGCGACCUGUACCCGUACAGCAUGAAGCUGAAUUCCAUCGACAACAUGCGGCAAGAUGGAAAAUUCAUGAUUGGGGACGAUAUCCCGGACGGCCAAGGAGCAGUGAACCACCUUCUCGCCGAAUGCUUUGAGCUUGCGUAUGAGCUUAGGACUGCAGCAGAGGAGGAGUCUGGAGACGAGAGCGAGACGGUGCAGCAGGAUGCGGAGCCGCCGAAGGUCGAGGCGCAAUGA